UUUGUGGGAGGAGGUUGCUGAUGACAACUGACAGAAUAAGCGAAGAGAGUGUACAAGGAAAAUAUACUGUUUAAUAAGAAGAGGAAGGAAAGAGUGUACACGACUGCUGUGGGAGGGUCACUUUAAGACCGUUAUAGAAAGAAAGGUUUGGGACUUGGAUAUAGAGCAGCUGGUGAUCAGGAAAUGCCACAGUCUGGCUAUUAAGAGAAGAAAGCAAGUUACAAAUAAUGGAUGACACAGAGUAUGGCAGUUUUGUGGAGUGGGAUAAGAUGGAAAUUGGGGGCCAGGAGCAAAGCCCUAAGGUUCUUAACUGUACAGAUUACCAGGAGUUGAAGCAGCUGGCUCGCCAGGGUUAUUGGGCGAAGAACCAUUCAUUACGAGCCAAAGUAUAUAAAAAACUUAUUAAGGAUAUCCCAUGUCGUUCUGUGACUCCAGAUGCAUGUGUUUACCGUGACAUAGUAGGUAAAAUUGUGAACAAACGUAGUGCAAAUUCUCUACCUCUUCCUGAACUUGUAGAUGACCGUCCAAUUCCAAGCUACUGUCUGAAUUCUGAAGGUAUUGGAGCUGUGAGAAAAAUCACUUUAUGUAUUGGAAAUCAAUUUCCAGAUAUUUCCUUUUGUCCUUCUCUGCCUUCAUUGGUGGCAUUGCUUCUUCAUUAUAGCAAUGAUGAAGCAGAGUGCUUUGAAAAUGUGUCUCGAAUUUUGGCUUGUAAUGACCCCAACAGACGUCUGGUUGAUCAGACUUUCUUAGCUUUUGAGUCUUCUUGCAUGACGUUUGGAGAUCUUGCUGGAAAAUAUUGUCAGGGGCCACACAAACUUAUGGUAGCAGUAUCUGAAGAUGUACUUGAGGUGUACUCAGACUGGCAAAGAUGGCUCUUCGGAGAUCUUCCCUUCACUUACAUAACCCGUGUGUUUGAUAUAUUUUUAGUUGAGGGUUACAAAGUACUCUUUAGAGUUGCUUUGGCCCUUCUUAAAUUCUUCCACAAAGUCAGAGGUGGUCAGCCUAUGGAAUCAGAAAAUGUAAAAAGAGACAUCCAGACAUUUGUAAGAGAAAUUAGUAAGUCUGUUUCUCCUGAAAAGCUAUUAGAGAAGGCCUUUUCUAUUAGACUUUUUUCCCGCAAAGAGAUCCAGUUGUUACAAAUGGCAAAUGAAAAGGCCCUAAUGCAGAAAGGAAUCACAGUAAAACAAAAGAGAAUAUCCACUCCUGUAAGACAGAAUGUCCACCUUGCUGUCCAUGCUGAAAACUUCAGCUCGGAAAUUGUAAGUGUGAAAGAAAUGCGUGACAUCUGGUCAUGGAUCCCAGAAAGAUUUGCUCUGUCUCAGCCACUACUGCUCUUCACCAACCAGGAGCAUGGUAACAGUCUCAGCAGGUUUUACUUACAUUGUGAAGGACAUGAGCCUACACUGCUUUUGAUCAAAACGACUAACAAUGAGGUAUGUGGUGCUUACCUCUCAACGGACUGGAGUGAGCGGAAAAAAAGUGGAAACAAGCUUAGCUUUUUUGGCACUGGAGAGUGCUUUGUAUUUCGGCUACAACCAGAGGUAGAGCGUUAUGAGUGGGUGAUUAUAAAGCACCCAGAGCUUGGUAGAACACCUGAUGCAUCCACUGCAAAAGAAGCUAACUCUUCUCAGGAGUCUGCAGACAAUCAUGAUCCUACUAGUCGCCUCUCUCCCUUCCUAGCAACCCGUCACUUCAACUUGCCUUCCAAAACAGCCUCAAUGUUUAUGGCGGGAAGCACAGACAGCAUCAUUAUAGGCGGUGGUGAUGGGCAAGCACUGUACCUGGACUCCGACCUGAACUACGGGAGAACAAGUCACUGCAAUACAUUCAACAACCAGCCACUGUGCUCUGAAACCUUCCAGAUCUCCAUUAUUGAAGUGUGGGGUUUCAAAGACAACAUUAACAGUGAUGGCCAUCACUCUGAAGUCCAUUGAACAUUCACAAAAAAUGUCACCACUUUGGAAGUCUCGGGUUGAAUCUGUUGGUAAACCAGAGCAGAAACAAAUGCUUCUACUGUUCAUAUCUGCAACUGGUAGAAGCAUGUGUGAUAUGUUCUAAUUGCUUGUGCUUAAUAAGUCUGUACUUGUGUGUAUAUUAUUUGGUGUACAUAUUUAUACACACACACAGGUGUGCACAAUUCUAAUUUCCUAGUAUUGCCCUACACUUUUUAUUAGACUUGCAAGACUCAAACGUAAAAGAGCACUGAAACAAAUCCAAUAAUAGUUUUCACAAAAAGUCUUAUUUAUUCACAGUCACUUUUAAAUGUGUACACUAUUGAUUAUGUAACAUAAAUUUACUACGUUAUUCAGUCUUUCAAUUGUUUCAUCUUGGGACCAAUGUUAAUUAUAGUCUAAUUUUGUUAGUCAAGUAUAGCCAUAUAACUAUAUAUGAACUAGAUCUGAUAUGCAGUUACUUUCAACCCUAUCUGUUUUUUCAGGUUUAACUUAUUUUACAUUUUUGGGGGGUUUUAUGCACUUUUUCUUUUCCUUAUUCGAUAAACAUUCCAGUUACCUCAUUAUUUGAGUCUUCAUAAAAAGAUCUUUGCUGAACAUUAUUGAAAUCACAGUUUUGCACAUCGUUACAAAAGUACUAUGGUUUAAUUAAAUUGUCUUAUGGGAAAUCAUAUUGGGGGGGAAAAAACAUUCUAGAUUUCAGUAAUAAAAAUACACCUCAGUCUUUUUUUUUUAGUUUGUUGUUAAUCCAUUCCAUGAUACAAGUCGCUUAAUGAAACCAUUUAUUUGUGUUUUUAAAUGUAUAAGAAGGUGACAGAUAACCUUUGAAUAUUAAACGUUAAAAAGAAAAUACA
Bombina bombina (fire-bellied toad) is the source of this 2806-nucleotide messenger RNA. RefSeq names its product TBC1 domain family member 24 (gene TBC1D24). The record is from RefSeq and is a predicted model, not a curated record. The transcript has 8 exons. The coding region runs from base 228 to 1934 and encodes 568 amino acids. NCBI's taxonomy places the organism in Eukaryota, Metazoa, Chordata, Amphibia, Anura, Bombinatoridae.